AUCGAAACGGACCUGGUAGCAAAUAAAAUACAGCAGCCUACUUUUUUAAUGUAUGGACGUAGUGAUUAGAAACGGAUCACUGAUUUGCAAAUCUCUGAUUAUGAUUCGCGUCACGAGAUCAGAGAAUCAGCUCGGUAGCGAAUCUGAUGACGAGCCCGAACUUCAGGUGUUGGACAGCGGCAGACACAAAGCGGCACUUAGCCCGCACUUGGGCAAGCAGCGCAAACGUCGGCUUAAAUUUUUUGUCGUAUUCCAUGGCGACCGUGCCUCUCGCCGGCUGCCGCAUUCAGUACGCAUCAAAUGCCCGCGCGAUGACUCCUGGGGUAACGGCCUGUUCUUUCCUUUGUCCCUCGACGACGUAAACGCUUCUUUUCUUAGUUUUGCCGUAGGUCGAGACCACGCUUAGUCAAGGAGGCUUUCCUCAAACGCUAUGCCGAGAUUCAUCCGCAAACACCACUUCAGAUGGAAUCUACAUAUUUGGUGGACGCAUUUGGGACAUUAGUGGCAGACGAUGAUGAGCUGUCUCUAUAUGUGCAAUGUGAUGGUGUGCUACAUGUGAUGUUGGGUAAUGACAGAGAAAAAGAACCGCCAAACGCUGUCAUUCAAUGGGGAUAUGAUUCCCUACAAUCAACAGAGAUAAUCAAACCCCGGCUCAUUAACUCUGUCUUUCAAGCGCGAGUCGUCUCUGUCGAUUGUGGCUGGCUACACACAGCAGUUGCUCUUGAAUGUGGUGCCGCAUUAGCCUGGGGAAACAAUAAUUUUGGACAGUUGGGCACAGGCAAUGAAAUCAAAUCAGCAGAGCCAGUGCUUUGCAAGAUGAGUCGCGAAGUUCGACUUUGCAAAGUUGUCUGUGGUUCAUACUUCACCGUUGCUAUCGAUGACAAGGGUGAGCUUUGGUCAUGGGGCCGGUAUCAAUCAUCAAACUGGCCGGGGCUAUUCACGGAAACAUGGGCAAAUGGUUACGACAAACAAGGAGACAAGGGCAUAAAAGGUGAAAAGAUUCUGGCUGUUGCCGCUGGUGAAUCCCACGUUGCCUGUGCUAUGGCGAGCGGCAAGCUCUUCUCUUGGGGUUACAAUGAACAUUGGCAGCUUGGCUGGGGUCAAAACGAGGCAUAUCACCAUGGUCAGCAAAAGCCGCGAGAGGUAAAACUGCCAGGCCUCUCAACAAUUAAUCCCAUAUCUGCGCUCAGCUGCGGUGGCUUACACACAGCCGCUGCCCUCAGGGACGGGAAGCUUUUUGCCUGGGGCAGUAAUAGCGAGGGGCAGCUAGGCCAUGUUCUGCGAAAAUGUUUUGGCAGGCCCCAGGGAGUGACUUCUAUGGAGCACGAACAUUGUGCAUCAGUUGCAUGCGGUCGCUACUCAACACUCUGCACAACAGAGAGCCACUGCUCUUACUUUUGGGGCAGUUUAAUAGGCUCAAAAGACCCAGAGAUAUCAGUUUCUGAUCCGCUCCAGACUGAAACAGCGCAUUGUACAAACGAAGCCUCAGAAUGCAAGUUUUCUGGUGUCGCAACAUCACGAGUGCUCGCAGGCGCUGCCAAGCAGCUGUUGGGCACUGAAGUAAAUUUCGGUACUGUUGGCGAAGCUCAUGGAAUUCUUCUGCUCAGAAAUGGCAUGGUACGCGGCUGGGGCUAUAAUGCAUAUGGUCAAGCGCUAGGUCACGUCAAUAAUAAAACCGACAUCGUUGACGAGCCAACACAAUGUGAUCUUGGAGACACGUACAAUCCAUCCUCGGAGGCGAAGAUACUCAAGAUGUGUACCUCCGGUGGUAUGUCCACUUUCCUUGUCUCUAGCACAGCCUCCGGUGCGCUAAGCUAAAUAAAUGUAUGUGAGGCUGGGUGCUUUCCAAAACAAACAAAUCCCCAAAUGGGCAUUGAAAUCAGAAAGUAUGCUACACGGCCCCACUGGACCUACUUGGCCACUGGACGUCCAAAAGAGCCCGGAAGAACCCAGCAGAAGUAGGACUACGUUUACUUGACGUUGACAUGGGGGAAGUUGAAGCUGGGAUACUAGGGGGAGGGCCGGCCAGACUCUCGGAGGGCCUGCUGCCUGAGCGCCGAUAGCUGCGCCGAUAUGGGAUCGCGGCGGUGAAAUGGCCACAUCGCAAAUUAACAGCCCCUGGCGCCACCAGGGUAGAUGCGGGCUGGUGCGGGUAAAUGCGGGUUGUAAGUAACCUGUUAAUAACCCUCGGAGGGGAUUCGGAGUUAAUAACCCGGUCGGUCAUAACACGUGUGACGGUAGCUGACUCCCUGAAGGGGGUCGGACUUGGGGUCACAGACUGCUAUUUGAAAAACGGGCAAGGGCACUCGCUGGUCUGGGACGCAUCUCCGGGAGCGAACGAUAAGAUUAGCUCGAACUCCAGUCUAAACAAGGACGCGGACCCAAAAUUUAAGAUUCGAGUUCCCAGCCACUUUUCCGGGGGCGAAUUUUGAUCCCGAGACCGGGCUGGUGGAAAGGGGUCACUCGGGUACUUAUGUCGUGGCGUUGAGCCAGUUU
Pelagomonas calceolata is the source of this 2496-nucleotide messenger RNA. The record is from the annotation of a GenBank genome assembly. NCBI's taxonomy places the organism in Eukaryota, Pelagophyceae, Pelagomonadales, Pelagomonadaceae.